Messenger RNA from Aspergillus piperis CBS 112811, 1824 nucleotides. RefSeq names its product terpenoid synthase. Gene Ontology annotation, biological process: biosynthetic process. The record is from RefSeq and is a predicted model, not a curated record. The transcript has 5 exons. The coding region runs from base 1 to 1824 and encodes 607 amino acids. Gene Ontology annotation, molecular function: geranylgeranyl diphosphate synthase activity; intramolecular lyase activity. NCBI's taxonomy places the organism in Eukaryota, Fungi, Ascomycota, Eurotiomycetes, Eurotiales, Aspergillaceae.
AUGAAGCAAAAUGGGGGUCGACUAUAUUCUCUUGUAAGAGGCGUCUCUACUACCAAUCUCUUUUCUACAUCUGCUAAUUCUAAGUGCGCAAGUAGUCAUUGCACUUACACUAUUCCUGCUGCAUCGGCACUGACAGUGAUCUACUACCCAUUCUUCGCCGCGCAAGACUGUUGCAAAAUAUGCAUUCUGAUUACGAUUGCCAUUCUUGCAACAAUCCCCUGGGAUUCCUACCUGAUACGGUCUGCUAUCUGGACGUAUCCGCCCGACGCAGUAGUCGGUCCCAAGAUACUCGAUAUUCCUAUUGAGGAGGUUUUCUUUUUUGCCAUACAAACCUACAUCACGAGUGUGGCAUAUUGUAUCUUCACGAAGCCACUUGUGCGACCCAUGUAUCUUCGGCCGCAUCCGGAGAGACGUAGAACAAGAAAUGUGGUUGCAUUUGUCAUAUUAACUUUGAUGGGUGGUGGAACAACGUGCCUGCUGUUGGGACGGCAUAUGACUUACCUGGGCCUGAUCCUUGUGUGGGUCAGUCCAAUCUUGCUAUUCCAGUGGAUGUUGUCCCAUCCGUUUCUUAUUGGACUUCCCGCAAAACCCACAAUCGCCGCGAUCUGCCUCCCUACGCUAUAUUUACGGGUUGCGGAUUCCCGUGCUAUGGAAUCUGGGACUUGGAGGAUAGAGAGUGGCACAAAAUUGGAUUAUCGUAUCGGUGGGCUAGAAGUUGAGUCAUCUAACAGUAACAGAGAGGCACUCUUUUUCCUGGUCACAAAUAUGAUGAUUGUGUUAGGACUAGUUGGGAUUGAUUACGCAUAUGCACUCCAAGAAUACAAAUCCCUAUCACGGCCAGCAGCAGACAAGGGCACCAUGCUCAGGACAGCUCUGUCGUUAUUGUGCAGUCUGCCGUCUAUAGACGAAUCCCUAUCUGCAUUGUCCCAGGCUGUGUAUUGUCUGCAAGAGAAGAGUCAGAGCAUGUUUCUCGGCAGCGCAUUAUUUCAGGGUCAGCUACGCAUUGAUCUCAUAUUCUUGUACUCCUUCUGCCGCGUCAUGGAUGAUCUCAUUGACGAAGCUGAAGAUGAUCAGGAAGCCAAGACUUGGAUCACAGAGUGCAGAUACCUCCUAGACUUAAGCCAUCGCGGUCGACUACCGCAUGACGCUUGUCAUGCUUCUAAACAAGGGGGAAAAUAUCAGAGGCUGUACCAAUCGAUCAGCUACCUUCCACUCUCCCGCUUAACUGAGAAUUUCUUCUAUGAUUUGCUGAGAGGGUUCGAGACCGACUUGGCAUUCGAUCCUAAGAAAGGAGGUUUCCCGAUCAAAUCGGACACUUGCCUUGAUCAGUACGCAGGUUUUGUAGCUGGCGCGGUGGGUGCAUUAGUUCUCGAUCUUGUCCUAUUUUAUCAUGGCCACGACAAUACGGAAGAUGUGCCGCUGUUGAAACGGGCGGCGAAGGAGAUGGGCAAAGCCAUGCAGUGUGUCAACAUUGCACGUGAUAUCCAUCGCGACGCAGAAAUUGGACGAGUAUAUAUUCCUACAACGUGGCUGGAUGAAGUAGGCCUGACUCCAGGAGAUGUAUUAGAGCGUCCUAAUAUCCCAAUCAUGUAUGGCCUGCAGGAGAGAAUGCUGCAGAAAGCAGAUGGAUAUUAUCAGGUCAGCCGAGAGGCAAUUGAGGAGCUACCUCGUGGUGUAAGAGGGCCACUUCGGGCAACCGUGGAAAGCUACAUGGAUAUUGGACGGCUGCUAAGGGAGCAGAAAGGCACAAGCCUGGCGCGAGCGUCGAAGAUGAGGGUACCUUUGAUGCGACGGCUAAAAGUUGGUUGGCUGGCAAUGUUGUAA